Messenger RNA from Xenopus laevis (African clawed frog), 1908 nucleotides. It is a transcript of the gene smyd2.L, whose product is annotated as SET and MYND domain containing 2 L homeolog. NCBI's taxonomy places the organism in Eukaryota, Metazoa, Chordata, Amphibia, Anura, Pipidae. Gene Ontology annotation, cellular component: nucleus; cytosol. Gene Ontology annotation, biological process: chromatin remodeling. Gene Ontology annotation, molecular function: histone methyltransferase activity; protein-lysine N-methyltransferase activity; histone H3K4 trimethyltransferase activity. The record is from RefSeq and is marked provisional.
GGCACACACGCACCCCUCUCUGUCAGUCUCUCUCUAUACCCCCCCCUUCUGCACCAUGGGACAGCCCGAGGGUCUGGAACGGUUCGACAGCCCAGGGAAAGGCCGGGGACUGAAGGCGACGCGUUCCUUCGCGCUGGGGGAGCUGCUGUUCACCUGCCCGGCCUACACCUACGUACUGACUGACACCGAGCGGGGCAACCACUGCGACUUCUGCUUCGCCAGGAAGGAAGGUUUAUCGAAAUGCGGCAAGUGCAAGCAAGCCUUUUACUGCAACGUGGACUGCCAGAAAGGAGACUGGCCCAUGCACAAGUUGGAAUGUUCGGCCAUGUGUUCUUAUGGACAGAACUGGUGUCCCUCGGAAACCGUCAGGCUCACGGCGAGGAUACUGGCCAAACAGAAAACCCAGACAGAGAGGACACCGUCGGAAACGUUCCUCUCGGUUAAAGAGUUUGAAUCCCACCUCAGCAAGCUUGACAACGAGAAGAAAGAGUUAAUUGAGAGUGACAUUGCUGCCUUGCACCGUUUUUACUCCAAGAAUUUGCACUAUACCGACAAUGCGGCACUAGUGUUCCUCUUUGCACAGGUAAACUGCAACGGCUUCACCAUUGAAGAUGAAGAACUCUCCCAUUUGGGAUCCGCCAUAUUCCCAGAUGUUGCGCUGAUGAAUCACAGCUGCUGCCCCAACAUCAUCGUCACGUUCAAGGGAACAGUGGCCGAAAUCAGAGCCGUGCAAGAGAUCCACGCCGGGGACGAGGUUUUCACCAGUUACAUUGAUCUGCUCUACCCCACGGAGGAUCGAAACGACAGACUGAUGGAUUCCUAUUUCUUUACCUGUGACUGCAGAGAGUGCUCCACUAAACAGAAGGAUCCGGCAAAAUUGGAAAUCCGAAAACUGAGCGACCCUCCGAGCCACCAGACAGUGAAAGACAUGAUCAAAUAUGCACGCAACAUCGUCGAGGAGUUCCGGAGAGCAAAGCACUAUAAGACUCCCAGUGAGCUGCUGGAGAUGUGUGAGCUGAGUCUGGAUAAGAUGGGCUCUGUGUUUGUGGACAGCAACGUGUACAUGUUACAUAUGAUGUACCAGGCAAUGGGCGUGUGUCUGUACUUGCAGGAGUGGGACGGAGCCUUAAAGUACGGAGAGAAGAUUAUCAAACCCUACAGUAAGCACUAUCCCGCAUAUUCCCUGAAUGUGGCCUCCAUGUGGCUGAAGCUGGGCCGCCUGUAUAUGGGCCUGGAAAAGACAACUAUUGGGACAAAGGCUCUGAAGAAGGCGCUGGCUAUAAUGCAAAUAGCCCAUGGUCCUGAUCAUCAUUAUAUUGCCGAGAUCAAGAAGGAAUUGGAGCUGUGAGGCACAACAUCUAUGCAAGUCCUUCAGCAAUGGGGAUCCAGGACACCGAUUCACCCCCAUCCACUGCAAGCUCCUGUGUCUUCCACGAUGGCCUGAGAAUCAUGGGAGUCUUAUUCCCCGGACACUUGAAAACAAAAGGACUAGAACAUCUUAAUGCAAAGAAAACUGGUGGGCUACAGGCUAGGGACCCCCCUAGAGUCCUGCUGCUUUAAGCAGUGAAGCCCAGUGGGUGGUAUAAAUAUUCUGAGAUCUCCUGUGUUGGCUUGUAAAACUCUUUCAUAUUCCUACUACUGCUCAGUUGGCCUUUAUCUUGAAUUUAUUUGGGUAUGUAUCUGAACUCGACCCCCUUUCCCCAGUCGGUUCCACCCUGGCGUCCCCUGUAUGACAGUUUUUCAGAAAUGCUGCCCGUAACUGUCACAUGAUGGAGCUUGUUGAUUGACUUUUUAUUUAAUGCUGUGUUUCCGUUGCCUGAGAAUGAAAUGCAACCAACGUUUUGCCUGCUGAUUUUAUCACUGAGAUUGCUGCUUUACACUGCAGUGUGAUAAUAAAAAAACACCCAA